Messenger RNA from Gryllus bimaculatus (two-spotted cricket), 429 nucleotides. Lineage: Eukaryota; Metazoa; Arthropoda; Insecta; Orthoptera; Gryllidae. The record is from the annotation of a GenBank genome assembly.
AUGGAAUUUUCAUUUCCAAAUAAACUUUGUUCUCAUGCAAUAUACUUGAAUAUACAAACACUUUAUCUUACAAAGGUGAACGAGCCCGGUCGUCGUCAAGGUGUAAUGGUGUCGCCAAGACGAACGGAAACGACCUUGGCCGCGCUUUGCGGAGGGUCCGUGCUGGGCUGGACGGCGCCGGUGCUGCCGUACCUGCAGGGCAACGCGCCGGAGCCCGGGGGCGAGUCGCCGGGCAACGCGUCGACGUGGGUCGGGCCGCAGCGCCCGCUGACGGACGACGAGGCGUCGUGGGUGGGCGCGCUCACGCCGCUGGGCGCGCUGCUGGGCGCGCUGCCGGCCGGCUGGGCCGCCGACCGCCUGGGCCGCCGACGCCUGCUGCUGGCCCUCGGCGCGCUCAUGACCGCCUCAUCUCCACCACGUGCAGGCUAA